AACCUCUGGAACAGACUAAUUCCGAUUAAAGGGGGAACUUGAGCACAGAGCUCCGUGCGCCCUGUGCCCCAAAUAACGCCAAAACUGUUUAAUAUGGAGAAAAUAACUCUCAAACGUGGCAGUAAGUCUGUAGUAGUGUUUUCUGUAACGGCAAUGACUAUUCACGGUGGAGAACUAAGGAACAAGAAGUUAAUAAAAAAUGCCAAUAUAGAGGGCAAUAGGUUACACUGGCACUAAUAGGGUAAGCACUUUAAUUGUGAUUGUUUGCUUUUUAUACAAGGAAAAAACCUACAUUGGUACAAACUUGGCAUUAAUUGCCAUCCAAUUUUUUUUACAGCAUUUUGAAACAGGCAUUAUAAAAUAAGCUACUUGGAGCUCGCAAUGCCGAAAGAGCUAUUCAGACAUGGGCACCAAUAGACAACAUCUAAAUCUAAAUCUAUAUCUACAGACUAACUCUACAGACUGCUUGUAGAUUUUUAAUCAUUUUGGAUGGAUUUUAUUUUCCCCUUCACAUUUGUAUUUAACCUGACUUGGGCCUAUGCACGCAACCCAUAUGUUAUGCGUUUGUUUAUGAAACUGGCGUAGUUAAUUACGCUGUGGAAAUUGCACUCAAUGAUAUUUUAACUGGCCUGUAGCAAUGUAUGUGUACUCUCAAUUUAAACCCAUGUAAUCAAUAUCUUUGUCAUUAUAAGUAGGGUACGACCUAUAGACUAUACUAAAUUCCAAGAGGUUGCGUUAUCACAGCAUGUUCUCAGUGUUUCCUGAGGAUGUAAAGAAGGUACAGUUUAUGAGCUUGCAAAAUGUCACUUAUAAAAGUUAACAGUCGACCCAUUGGUAAUAAUAAGAGGCCGUGUCACUAUCUGACGUGACCAAAGCUCACAAAAGGUCAUUUACACAUGGAAAGCAUCAGGUCGAAAAGUAGUGUCUCUGCUGCAUGCAGUGUUAGAGAGCACAGACUCUGAAGAGGGUGUUCAUCCGCCGAUCUAAAAGUAAAGUAUUAAAACAGCGUUAGGUAAGGUGAGAUAAAUGGAUGGAAAGCAUAAAAGGCUUAAACAGUCAUUCAUUCUGCAGGGCCAUCCAGUGGCAUUUGACCGGAACGUCAUGAAGGAGGCAUGAAUAGUCGGCGUGCUAUAUCUCUCUUUCAAGUCUUUAAAGAUAAUGUUCCUACAAAUCCAAGGACAUUUGCUCGAUACAUGCUUAUCACAACAUGCUGAAUUUUCUGAACACGUUAAUGGUCAUCCAAAACCAGCAGUGUGGAUCCCCAGAAUUCGACAGUCUCCCCCAUCUGGAUAAAAAAGAAAUGACAACCCUGCUCAAAAUUCCGGAGACACCAGGUGAAGGCAGAAGGGAUUGACCCGAGCACCAACACACUAAGGAAUGGUGCAAAAAAGAAGCUGAUCGUAAAAUGGGUUUGAAGGUGGACUGCAGCAGAUUCAGAAAGGACUUUGAAACAAGACUGAUAUAUUCAAGUACAUCAGACGUGAAAGUGAGUGAAAUGGAAUGAAAGCUCCUUUUGAAAUGUGAAGCUGUAUAAUAUAGAAGCAUAAGUUCCAUGACUAUCUUUGGACAGCCUACAUAUUUGGACCAUGGGCACAGUGAUAUCAUAUUGCCAGGGUAGCUGCUCACAGCCUGGAGGUUUGCACAUGGUGUGUGAAGGACAGUUGUGCAGACAGAUCGGCAGGUUCGUGGAAGCCAAACUGUUCACUGUUUAAGGAGAGCAGUGAAGAUGUUGAGUACCACCAACGCCAGGUCUGGCCUGGUUUACUAUGCGAUGUGGCAAAAAAGAGACAUGUCAGCGACUCCAGGAGGUCUGUCGCAUGAUUGGUUUCCCAUGAUGGGCUGGGAGAGUCCAGCAUUCUGUCAAGAGAGGAUGCAAUAUUCAGAAAUGCUCAUCUGAAGUGUCUCAGUCAUCAGGCUUUGGGCAGGGAUGAGUCCUAAUAGCUUGACCACAAGGGUCUGUCUUCCCCAUCGUCUUUCUGAAGGUCUUUUAGUUGGCCCUCUGAGUAGAUUUAAUGGAACUCCCACGGCACAAGAGGAUUCACAUACUAGGGGGAAAACAAACAUGGUGCAGUGUUAGCGAGGCAGCUACAGCAGUGCCACUUGGCCAGCUAUGCAAACGCACUUGGACAAUAAGAGGAAAGCAGCACUUGCUGGCCGGGUAUAAAAAGCACAUCAGGCUUAUCGAGGCGUGUGCACUCCUGACUUCCAUUUGGAGAUAUUUCAUUAACGGCAUAGUGUCUUAACUCUGGCUGCACCACUCACCCUCCUUCCAUAAGCUGCCAGCGGAUUGCCAAAGUGGUGCAGCAACUUUCCGGCAUUAACUGCAUCCGCCGUCCCAGAACAUGUCGUUGACCAACACAAAGACGGGUUUUUCGGUGAAGGACAUUUUGGACCUCCCUGACACAAACGACGAGGAAGGAUCUAUCACUGGCACUGAGGAGGAUACGGAGGGCUCGGAGUCGACUAAAACACCUGGAGUGCUGGUGCAAAGCCCGAUAGAGAACGUCCAAAACCUGCCUUUAAAGAACCCUUUUUACGAUAACACUGACAAUCCAUACACCAGGUGGCUUGCAACUACCGACACCAUUCAAUACUCAUUGCACGGUCUAUCUGCAACCUCUCAGGACUCGUCCGCUAAAUCUCCAGAGCCGUCGGCAGACGAGUCACCCGACAACGACAAGGAAACUUCGAGCAGCGGCAGCGACUCCGGUAAGAAGCGCAAGCGGCGAGUGCUGUUCUCCAAAGCGCAGACGUACGAGCUGGAACGCCGUUUCCGACAGCAGCGCUACCUCUCAGCCCCCGAGCGGGAGCACCUGGCCAGCCUGAUCCGUCUCACGCCCACUCAAGUGAAGAUCUGGUUUCAGAACCAUCGCUAUAAGAUGAAGCGAGCCCGCGCGGAGAAAGGUAUGGAAGUGAGCCACCUUCCUUCUCCGCGACGCGUGGCCGUGCCCGUAUUAGUCAGGGACGGCAAACCGUGCCACGCGCUAAAAACUCAGGACCUGGCGGCCACGUUUCAGGCGGGCAUCCCGUUUUCUGCUUACAGCGCUCAGUCUCUGCAGCACAUGCAGUAUAAUGCGCAUUACAGCGCCGCCGCCACGCCGCACUUCCCCACGGCGCACUUGGUGCAAACGCAACAGUGGACUUGGUGAAGCCGUAGUGACGUUUUUUUUCUUCUUCUUCUUUGUUUGAUUUUUUUCCUUCAGGGCUGCGUUUCAAAGACCUCGUUAGAGUUUUUUAUUUUCCAACGAAAAUAAAGAAAAGACUGGUUUUCGCAGCUCGACCCAUUCUCGUCGUUUCAUUCAUUUCCGGGGCUGAUGUGUGUGCCGUGUUUACAUUUGUUUUCGUUCAGAAAACCGGGUCCAGCCCUUUUCUCCCAGAUCCGAGAAUGUUGAAGCUCUUGUGAAAUUUUGUAAAAAAAAAAAAAAUUGUGUGUUGUAGAAAUGUUUUUUUUUCCUUUUUGUCCCUCGUGUUAUAAGCACGUACAAGACCACUUUAUAAUUAUAGAAAAUUUUAUUUCUAGCUUUUACGAUGGACCGAAUAUAUUUAUGGCCAUGAAUAAAACAUUGGCAACUUUUAGCUUAUUUUAUUUGGUUUCUUUUUUCUUUGUAAAUAUCUGUGGUAAGUGUAUGCAAUGCAGAUAUAUUUGGACGCUCACCUAGUUAUGAAGAUUAUAGAUAUAUUCCCAGGAAGGUGCAAAAAUGGAACAACAGUUAUGGAUAAAUAUCUCUAUAAAAUGUUGACAGCCGUUGCAAAGAGCGUUGAUGAGAAAUAGGCUACCCCCCAAUUUUUUUUUUUAUAUAUAUAUAAGACUUUUAAUAAAAUCCUGUGUUUCAGAAAUGUCGCUUUGGAUUGCGUUUGUUUUUGACGGAAGGACGGACUGGAUACACUGCAUACUAUUUUAGUUUCAUCGUGAUUUUCAUAGAGGGACUCCUUCAUGAACGAAAAAAAACCCCGAUCAUACUUGGCUUUUUAUGGAAUGUUUUCAUGAGUCUUUUAUAGAAAGGCUACUUUCGA
This is a messenger RNA of Neoarius graeffei (lesser salmon catfish), 4014 nucleotides long. It is a transcript of the gene nkx2.2a, whose product is annotated as NK2 homeobox 2a. The transcript has 8 exons. Gene Ontology annotation, cellular component: nucleus. Bases 2343 to 3149 code for a protein of 268 amino acids. Gene Ontology annotation, molecular function: RNA polymerase II cis-regulatory region sequence-specific DNA binding; DNA-binding transcription factor activity, RNA polymerase II-specific. NCBI's taxonomy places the organism in Eukaryota, Metazoa, Chordata, Actinopteri, Siluriformes, Ariidae. Gene Ontology annotation, biological process: regulation of transcription by RNA polymerase II; cell differentiation. The record is from RefSeq and is a predicted model, not a curated record.